Etheostoma cragini (Arkansas darter) is the source of this 1675-nucleotide messenger RNA. RefSeq names its product nuclear receptor coactivator 7 (gene ncoa7a). Gene Ontology annotation, biological process: regulation of transcription by RNA polymerase II; response to oxidative stress. The coding region runs from base 111 to 965 and encodes 284 amino acids. NCBI's taxonomy places the organism in Eukaryota, Metazoa, Chordata, Actinopteri, Perciformes, Percidae. Gene Ontology annotation, cellular component: nucleus. The record is from RefSeq and is a predicted model, not a curated record. The transcript is spliced from 7 exons.
UCAGGGUGCUGAGACUCUGGACAGGGACAGUGGACACGCUGCUUCAGCACUGAACCGCCACCAUCCGCUCUCUCUUACUCCUUACAGUUUACCCUCGUCUUCAACCAGCCAUGGGAGUUGCCUACAGCGUUGGAGAGGUCGACCACCUCUACACUUUCUUUGUGCAGUGGUCCCCAGAAAUCUACACUAAGGGCAAGGGCAAAAAGAAGCACCGCCAGCCCCGUUUCUUCAUCAGAGAGAAACAUCAGAACCGCUAUCUGGUGGUGAAGAAGAAAACGGUGGCUGUGAUCAACAAGCUCCUUAGUAACCCUGUCAACCCUGCUGCUAAAACCUGGGAGAUCAUCGCAUUGAAGGAGUCCAAGCGGCGCCAGAGUCUGUGUAGCUCGCUGGACUCUGUGGAAGAGGAGCCCGAGUACCUGGAGGAAGCUGAAGAUGCUCUCCCUGUCCUGUGUGACCACAGCCAGCUGCUGGGUGACCAACACCUGGAGAAACUUGCUGCUCACAUGCCAGCCAGGACCCAGGGCUAUCCUUGGCAACUGGUCUACAGCACAGCCAUCCAUGGGAGCAGUCUGAAGACUAUCUACAGGAAUACGGCAAGCCUGGACAGCCCUGUGCUGCUGGUCAUCAAAGACAUGCAUAAUAAGGUUUUUGGGGCGUUCUCUUCUGACCCAUUCAAAAUCAGUAAAUACUGCUAUGGCACAGGGGAAACCUUCCUGUUCAGCUUCAACCCUGACUUCCAGAUAUACAGGUGGAGCGGAGAGAACUCCUACUUUGUGAGCGGCAACUUGGAAUCUCUGCAGAUUGGUGGAGGGGGGGGUGGAUUUGCCCUGUGGCUGGAUACUGAUCUGUACCACGGUUCAAGCUUCUCCUGUCCCACGUUCCGCAAUGCGUCGCUCUCCACACAUGAAGACUUCAUUAUACAAGACCUCGAAGUCUGGACUGUGCAGAACGGGGACAACAGAUGAAAAGACGCCACUGUCCUGUCUGGAGUUACCAAACUUCCAAAAAUUCCAGGGCGUACAUGUGGUUUUAGCCACUACUGUACAAAACCUGAAAGAGCAGGUGCUGUCAUCUGGGCACCUGGCUCAGUGUAGCCCACAUACAGAAGUAAAAGGCUUUUGGUUCUCAUGCUGGACUUUCUGUUUAUGCUGGUGUGAUCUGAGCCUGUUCAAGACAAGAGGCCAGAUGAAAUCCUGUAAUUCAGGGUCCUGUUCCUUUAAACUACCGGCUAUUCAUCAAUAGCCGCGUGGUAAGACCAGUCAGUCACCGGCAUCUGACGCUUUGAGCCCUCCAUGCCCUCCCUUUGUUGUGGGGAGCAUUCUAAUACAAAGGUCACAGAAACACUGGUGACUAAAAAAGAUCUUAAUGAAUGUAAGCACAUUCAGGAUUUAAGGAAACAUGUUUUGUUUGUGACAUUUAAAAUGUGUUUACAAGAUGUGUAAGGUUUAUGAAACUCAUAUAUAUUUAGUAUAAACUAAAAGGUUAAACAAAUAAUUUAUUUAUUGUAAAAUCACUGUAACAUGAUAGUACGCACAAUGGCCUCUAAUUGCACUUGUUUUUGUCUAACGUGAUGUGUGGCUUUAAUGUUGUUCUCCAUUUGAAAACUACGGCUGCAGAGGAAGAACUAACCACUCAGGUUGAAAAAUAAAAGCAUAAAGUUACACUAUAAACAGCG